AUGUCUUGGUUCUGGCUUGCAAGGCUCGGGGUCUUUGCCUGGGUUUCUUUAUGUGGCCUCCUUGUGCUCGCGAUCGGCGGUAACGUCGACAGUAGCUUCCACUGGAUUGGAGGAACUCCCUCUUGGGCUGAUUUGGCCAUCGCGACUGGGGUUUUCGCCCUGUUCACGUUGCCCGCAAUGCUCAUAAUAGAGCUCAUCAUAUCCGAUACAGUUUUCACCUCAUGGAUCAUCGUCGAGAUCGUAUGGCUGAACUUCCUUUGGAUUCUUUUUCUGGCAACUGGAGCGGACGCCGCUACAAUCACGGUGUGCACCGGGGACCUUGUCUCCGUUUGCCCCAAAGCGCAAGCCGUCGCAGCGUUCGGGUUCCUCGGUUGGAUUCCUCUAAUGGGCUAUGCCAUCACUCUGAUGGUACUGAGCAUCAUCAGCGCUCGAAGAGGAAUCAACGUCUGGACAUCCUCGGUGAAGAAGACAAACUUUGCCUUCUCCAGCCCGGGAAAGACAACUGAGCCUAUGGGCCAAAUCCCUAUGGCUGAUGCACCUGUGCAGCAGGUCUGA
This is a messenger RNA of Sparassis crispa, 555 nucleotides long. RefSeq lists its product as hypothetical. Lineage: Eukaryota; Fungi; Basidiomycota; Agaricomycetes; Polyporales; Sparassidaceae. The transcript has 5 exons. The coding region runs from base 1 to 555 and encodes 184 amino acids. The record is from RefSeq and is a predicted model, not a curated record.